Molecule: messenger RNA, 3593 nt
Organism: Sus scrofa (pig)
Lineage: Eukaryota; Metazoa; Chordata; Mammalia; Artiodactyla; Suidae
Gene: LRRC2
Product: leucine rich repeat containing 2
Cellular component (GO): cytoplasm
Molecular function (GO): protein binding
Source: RefSeq, a predicted model, not a curated record
GUUAGCGCACAGGCAGGCAGGCUCGGGCAGUUGGAGUGCUUCCGGCUCCAGUGCGUGGCUGCUGUGGGUGUAAACAGGCUUUGGAGCCUGGAUUCCAUUCGGCGGCGGGCAGCAGCAGGGGCUCGGAGCUGCAGCUCAGGCACGGGUAGGUAAUUUCAUGCUCCCAAAAUGGGACAUAAAGUCGUCGUGUUUGACAUUUCUGUCGUCAGAGCCUUAUGGGAAACUCGUGUCAAGAAGCACAAAGCUUGGCAGAAGAAGGAGGCAGAAAGGCUUGAGAAAAGUGCAUUGGAAAAGAUAAAGGAAGAGUGGAACUUCGUGGCUGAGUGCAGAAGGAAAGGCAUCCCUCAGGCUGUGUACUGCAAGAAUGGCUUUGUAGACACCAGUGUGAGACUUCUGGACAAGAUUGAAAGGAAUUCUCUUGCAAGGCAGAGUUCACUUUCCAAGGAGGGACACAAAUGGAGCAGUGAGUUUGUGUUUGAACUUUUCGGGGAGCACUGGAAGGAGUUCCCAGAUUCCUUGAAGGAGCAGACGCACCUGAAAGAAUGGCACAUAAGCAAUACCCUGAUUCAAAUCAUUCCUACGUAUAUCGAGCUGUUUCAAGCCAUGAGAAUUCUGGAUCUGCCAAAAAACCAAAUCUCCCGUCUUCCAGCUGAAAUUGGUCGUUUGAAGAACCUGAAGGAACUCAAUGUGAGUUUCAACUAUCUGAAGAGCAUUCCCCCAGAACUGGGAGAUUGUGAAAAUCUAGAGAAACUGGAUUGUUCUGGAAAUCUAGAAUUAACCGAGCUCCCUUUUGAAUUAAGUAAUUUGAAGCAAGCUUCAUUCGUAGAUAUCUCAGCAAACAAGUUUUCCAGUGUCCCAAUCUGUGUCCUGCGGAUGUCUAAUUUGCAGUGGUUGGAUAUCAGCAACAAUAACCUCAAUGACCUGCCACAAGACAUAGACAGGCUAGAAGAACUGCAGACCUUUCUCCUGUAUAAGAAUAAGCUGACCUAUCUUCCUUAUGCCUUGCUUAACCUAAAGAAGCUCACCCUGUUAGUCGUCAGCGGAGACCACUUGGUGGAGCUCCCAACCGCCCUCUGUGACUCAUCUACACCCUUAAAAUUUAUAAGCCUUAUGGACAAUCCUAUUGAGAAUACCCAGUGUCAAGAUGGUGAUGAAUUGGUAGAAAGUGAACGAGAUCGCCAACAUUUUGAUAAAGAAUUUAUGAAAGCCUAUAUUGAAGAUCUUAAAGAAAGAGAAUCUGUUCCCAGCUAUACCACCAAAGUGUCUUUCAGCCUUCAGCUUUGAAGCCCUCUAUCGGAAGACUGUGGAAUCUUCCUAACCUGUGGAGUUAUAAAUCUUUGGGUUGUGGGUCAUGUCAGAGAGGAAUAAUGAAUGGUUUGGGCUUAAAGACAAAGUCUAGAAACCAGGGUCAUAGUUAGGAAAAGUGAUUUUCAAAUUUUAAAUAUGUGAAUACCUCUCUCUGUGGACUGGAGAACUGAUGAUUUAUAUAUUGAUAAUUUAGAGGUUCAUUUGCAUACACUUGUUUCCAAAUAAUACACAUUUACUAUUUUAGAAAAUGUGUUAUUUUAAAAAUUAUCACUUAAAGACCAAAUUUUGAGUUGAUUGCACUGUUUUCAGGCAUCAAAGGAUAAAGGGGUUAUGAAAAGAGUAUUUAUAUUGGACUAGUCAGAUGAGAGCUUAUUUUAUUUUAUUUUGAGUUUUAAUGCAUUAUUUCUUUUACUGAGAACAGCUUUCCUUGGCUUUAUACAAAUUGUUAUUUUCAUACAUUUUAAGUUAUAUUUUAUUAGUGUAGGCUCUCAGGAAAGACUAGGUAUAAACUGGGCCUUGAAGGUAGGAAGAAGGGGUGGAUUGUCUGCCUAGGCGUUGGGCUCGGACGGCAGCCGAGUGGAGGAAGUGUGGGCCUGGCUGGUCACAGGAAGCUUGUAUGGCCUGCAUGGAUGGUCAGCCUGCCCUGAGUGGACACCUUAGUGGUCCUGGGACCCAUCUCAGAGCAGAGAGCAGAGGCAGUGCCCCCAGGGACCCAUCCUUCAAGGUGGCCAUAUAAGGUAGUAGGAAUGACCACACUGACGAGGAGUUCCUAGCAAGGCUUUUCUGCAGGUAGCACAGGAGAACUCUGCCUGUGGCCAAGACUCUGUGGUCCAGAGGGAGCUCAUGAGGCUGGGUUUACACUGGCAAAGCAGAGAUUCAUUACAGGGAUUUGGACUUUUACAUCAUACUGUAUAAUGUGGAGAAAUUGUACAAACAUCUAUUUUUAUACUAUUGGGCUAAAAUAGACAGGAUUGUGAAAGUGUUGAUGGUAAGUUAAAACAAGUAGUUUUUGUGACUAAGAAGAAAAAAAUGCAUAUAUUCACAUGUUUCUACAUGAUUCAACAACUCUUUGGUCUAGCCCAGUGCUAUCCAGUAGAGCUUUCUGCAGUAAUGGGAAUGUUUUAUAUCUAUGCUGUCCAAUUUAGUAACCACCAGAUUCACGUGCUUCUUGAGCCCUUGGACAAGGUCUGGUGUAACUGAAGAACUAAAUUUUCAAUUACAUUUAAAUUUAAAUAGGCAAAGGUAGUUACCAUAUUGGACAGUACAGGUCUAGCCAAUUGAGUUUUUUGGAAGUUAAUCUGAGCUAGAAAUGAAGGGUAAUUUUUAUUUUCUUAUCCUAGAAUGGUUAAUAAUGAUACCCUAAUAUUGUCUUGAUAGGCUUAAUCAUAAUUCUAAAUAUUUAUCCUCAACAGACAUAAAACAGAAUAUUCUAAAGCUACAUGGUAAUGCUUCAGUAGAGCACUGCUUCAACUUAAAAACAAACUCUAAGAAGUAGGUUAAGAGAUGAAAUGAGUAGGAAAAUGAGAAGUCACUUUAAUUGAGCCUCAAACAAUUUUCAUAUUUGCAUUUAAAAAUAUAAUUCAAAUUUAUUAGUCAUAAUAGUGAAUGAUCUUGGAAUUUUAUUUCAUGCCAGGUAUAUGUUAUUGUUAUUAUUUUUUUGUCUUUUUAGGGCAGCAUCCGCAGCAUAUGGAAGUUCCCAGGCUAGGGUUUGAAUCAGAGCUGCAGCUGUUGGCACAUGCCAUAGCCACAGCAACGCCAGAUCCAAGCGGCACCUGUGACCUAUACCACCGCUUGCAGCAGUGCUGGAUCCUUAAUCCAUUGAGCUGCAAUGGGAACUCCCCAAGAUAUGUUAUAUACAGCCAGAUGUAAAAAUACAUCUGAAAAGGGGGACAAUGGGACUUUCACAUAAAUUGACAGUCCAUAACUCGUGUAAAAUUUAUUUCAAUAAAAUCAGUUUUUUGUGCAAAAACCUUGUCUCAUUGUUACAUAAAAAUAACUUAAAAAGUACUAUAUUGACAUAUAAUUAUUUUAUAAUACUCCCAAACAAAUGUAUUGUUUAAAUAUGAGGCUUGUAGAAAUACUAUUUACUUUAGUCAUAUAAAUAUAAAAAUGUAGAAAUAUUCUAAAGUAGAUUAAGCAUCUUAGAGGAAAUAAUAGAAGUUUGAAAAUUUUACAUGAAUCAUAUGGACUGAUGCAUAAUUUGGAAGAGUAAUUUUUGUAGUAGAAUAUAGGAAUGAACAUUAAAGCAAUGUGAAUGAAGGAAUAAAAUGUAAUUCUUAGGGGAA